This is a messenger RNA of Podarcis muralis (Common wall lizard), 2340 nucleotides long. RefSeq names its product N-acetylneuraminate pyruvate lyase (gene NPL). NCBI's taxonomy places the organism in Eukaryota, Metazoa, Chordata, Lepidosauria, Squamata, Lacertidae. The record is from RefSeq and is a predicted model, not a curated record. Gene Ontology annotation, molecular function: lyase activity.
GCAAACUCCGGCAGCUGCGUUGAACUGCUUAAUGCAGGGCAGUGAAUUCACCUCUUUCUUCUGAGCAUGCUCAAAACCUGUGGGCAUGCUCAGUAAUGUUUAUUUCUUUCUUUUAAAGCAGCAGCAAAGCCGCCUGAUUCGUAGAAGCCGGCAGCAGAACUUCCUCGGCUGGGCCAGGGCUCUUCUCUUUCUCGGACUCCACCCCAACCGCUCUAUGGCAGCCCAGAAGAAACUCCAGGGUGUUGUGGCAGCCACUGUCACGCCAAUGACUCCGGAUGGAGAAAUCAACCUCUCUGUGAUUGGCCAAUAUGUGGACUACCUGAUAAAUGAGCAAGGUGUGAAGAAUGUCUUUGUAAAUGGAACCACAGGAGAAGGCCUGUCCCUGAGCGUUCAGGAGAGGAAGCAGCUGGCCGAAGAGUGGGUGACUAAGGGCAAAGAUAAACUGGAUUACGUGAUUAUUCAUGUUGGCGCACUCAGUUUACCAGAAGCAAGGGGACUGGCUAAGCAUGCAGCAGAAAUAGGAGCGGAUGGCAUAGCUGUCAUCGCCCCCUCUUUCUUCAAACAGGUGAAGAAAGAUGCUCUAGUUGCCUUCCUGCGGGAUGUUGCAUCUGAAGCCCCAGGAAUCCCAUUCUAUUAUUACCACAUCCCUCCCCUGACUGGUAUAAAAAUUACUGCCUACGAACUGCUAAAUGGGAUGAUAGAGCAGAUUCCCACCUUUAAGGGGGUGAAGUUCAGUGAUAAAGACCUCCUGGAUUUUGGGCAGUGUGUGAAGAAAAAUGACAGAGGCCAGUUUGUACUUCUGUAUGGUGUGGAUGAGCAACUCCUGGCUGCACUCGCUAUGGGAGCGACUGGGGCAGUUGGAAGCACCUAUAACUAUCUGGGCAAGGCAAAUAACUCAAUGCUGGAAGCUUUUGCCAAUGGAGACCUCUCCUUGGCACAAAAAUAUCAGUGCAGUACCCAGGAAGUAAUCAGCUUUUUCAUGGCACAGGGCUUUGGCGUUGCAGAGACCAAAGCAAUCGUGACUCUGCUUUCAGGGAUACCCAUGGGUCCCCCACGACUUCCACUCUCAAGUGCCUCUGAGGAGUUCAUUGCCAGUGUAAAACCCAAAUUGGAGAGCCUGAAGAACUGUUGCUACAGCUGACUUUAAGUAUCCAAUGUGGGCAUAGGAACAUGGGCCAUGCAACUUGGUGAACAGGUCUCACUUCCAUACUUGAGAUGCAUCCUGACUGCUCAGCUUCCGUGAGGAAAUUACUCAAAGACUCCUAACAGGGACUAUGCAUUGGUGCCCUCUACAUACCUUGCCUGGAUGGAAAACAGUAGCUGCUUUGCUGCUUGGCAAGGAUGCCUCUCCAAUAAAAAGAAAAUAGCUUAUUUUGAAAAUAGGAAGAUGCUGUUGACAGAACGUCUAUCAUUCUUUUGCACUACUGGGGAAUCAAGACACAGCUUAGACUGCCAAACUCCUUUAUGCUUUUCUUGCCACUUUCAUAUCCCUAACCAAAAUACAAACAGUGAUAUAACUGGAUUUAGUACCUUGUAAACCUGAAUUGUGUUUACAGAACCCAGACUCUGGAAACUCCAAUGUCGACAUUAUUUCAAGAAGUUCCUAAACUUUUGCAAGUUGUUUUUCUAUUUUCCUGCAGAGUUGCUGACAUUGUUGGACUCCAACUGCCAUUAGCUUCAGCUAGCUUGGCCAGUAGUCAGGGAUGAUGGGAAUUGUAGUCUGAAAACAGCUGGAGACCCAAGUUUGGGAAACACUGAGCUAAAGCUAUCCUGCCAGGAGGUCCAAUCUUCAGUAAGCACCUAGAGGUGAUUCCUCAUGAGAAGAUCCAAUAGUGGGACUCAAGCCUCUUGCUUCAAAAUCAGUGCUUUCUAGGAAACAGGUCUACGGCUGGAGAUGAGGCCAGGAAGCCUGUCCACCCAUCAGGUUGUUUUACAACUCACAUCAGGGAUGAUUGGCAGUGACUGUCCACUCCACGGUUAGUAGGAAGCUCUUCUGUGUACCCCCAUGGCUGCAGCAGAUUCUCCAUACCAGUUAUGGUCUCAAGGUCAGAUACCCGGGACUUUUCUGACAAGUAACCUGUGCCCCUGGCAAAGAAUUCUGGGGAACAUUCUGUAGCACACAUACGGUUCUUACUGAAUGUUGUUCCAUUUUAAGAAGAUGUACAAGAGACACUUGAUCUGGAGAGAUUAAAAUGAACAGUGUGAAGUAUUUUAUAAACUUACCUGUUACCUAACUGGAACGUAUUAACAUGCAUGGAAUGUCUGUUGGAGAAGGAAAGAGAUUUCUUUGUUAAAUUUACUUUCAAAACUGCAAAAAUAAAGUCUUUUUUGUGGGCAAAA